GGCCGCUUAGAUCGUGCCGCAAGCAGUAGUUCGUCCGUCGCCGAAAUCCCCAAAGAACGCAUACGAAACUGACGACAUCGACGUGUAGCUAUAACGCAGCAUAUAGCUGAAAAAAAAAACAAAAAAACACAAACCGAAUAAUCUGAAGAAAAGUAAAUAAACAGGAGCGAAGCAACGUAAAUCCGUUCGACAUGCCGAAGCCCGUAGCCCAAGUAGGGGAGGACCCCGAUCCAACCCCCUAUCUCUUCGUAACUCUUGAGCAGAAGAGAAUCGAUCAGAGCAAGCCUUACGAUGGCAAGAAAGCUUGCUGGGUUCCUGACGAGAAAGAAGGUUACCUUCUUGGUGAAAUCAAAGCCACCAAGGGCGAUAUCGUCACCGUUGGCCUUCCUGGUGGGGAGUCAAAGGACUUCAAAAAGGACCAGCUGCAGCAGGUCAACCCCCCGAAAUAUGAGAAAGCCGAGGACAUGUCCAACUUGACCUAUCUCAACGAUGCUUCAGUUCUCCACAACUUGAAGCAACGUUACUACCACAAGCUUAUUUACACCUACUCUGGCUUGUUCUGCGUGGCAAUCAAUCCUUACAAGAGAUACCCCGUGUACACCAUGCGUUGUGCGAAGCUCUACCGUGGUAAGAGGCGUUCCGAGGUGCCGCCGCACAUUUUCGCCAUCUCUGACGGAGCCUACGUGAACAUGUUGACGAACUCGGAGAACCAGUCCAUGUUGAUCACCGGUGAGUCCGGAGCCGGAAAGACUGAGAACACGAAGAAGGUAAUCGCGUACUUCGCGACCGUCGGUGCCUCGACGAAGAAGGCUGACGACAGUUCAGCGAAGAAGGGAUCUCUCGAGGACCAGGUCGUACAGACGAAUCCGGUACUCGAAGCGUUCGGUAACGCCAAGACCGUCCGUAACGACAACUCUUCUCGUUUCGGUAAAUUCAUCCGUAUCCACUUCGGCCCCUCCGGAAAAUUGGCCGGUGCUGACAUCGAGACUUAUCUGCUGGAGAAAGCUCGCGUCAUUUCGCAGCAAGCUCUGGAGCGGUCUUACCACAUUUUCUACCAGAUGAUGUCCGGCUCCGUCAAAGGAUUGAAAGAAAUGUGCAAUCUCUCGAACAACAUCAUGGACUACUAUUUCGUCGCUCAGGGAAAAACCACCAUUCCUGGUGUCGAUGACGGAGAGGAAUGCGUGCUUACCGAUCAAGCCUUCGACGUUCUCGGCUUCACCCAAGAGGAAAAGGACGACAUUUACAAGAUCACCGCCGCUGUCAUGCACAUGGGAGGCAUGAAAUUCAAGCAGAGAGGUCGCGAGGAACAGGCUGAGGCCGACGGUACCGAGGAAGGUGAGCGUGUCGCUAAGCUCCUCGGUGUCGACUGCGCCGACAUGUACAAGAAUUUGCUGAAGCCGAGGAUCAAGGUCGGUAACGAGUUCGUGACCCAAGGUCGUAACAAAGACCAGGUCUCCAACUCGGUCGGUGCCAUGUGCAAAGCCAUGUUCGAUCGUAUCUUCAAGUGGCUGGUGAAGAAGUGUAACGAAACUUUAGACACCAAGCAAAAGCGUCAGCACUUCAUUGGUGUACUGGAUAUCGCUGGUUUCGAAAUUUUCGACUACAACGGUUUUGAGCAACUCUGUAUCAACUUCACCAACGAGAAGCUCCAGCAAUUCUUCAACCAUCACAUGUUCGUACUCGAGCAAGAGGAGUAUAAGAAAGAGGGAAUCAAUUGGGCGUUCAUUGAUUUCGGAAUGGAUUUGCUCGCUUGUAUCGAGCUCAUCGAAAAGCCCAUGGGUAUCCUCUCGAUCCUUGAGGAAGAGUCUAUGUUCCCGAAAGCCACGGACAAGACCUUCGAGGAGAAAUUGAACAACAACCAUUUGGGCAAGAGUCCGAACUUCCUCAAGCCGAAACCGCCGAAGCCCGGUCAAAUCGCGGCUCACUUCGCCAUCGGCCAUUACGCUGGCAACGUACCCUACAACAUCACCGGAUGGUUGGAAAAGAACAAGGAUCCGCUGAACGACACCGUCGUCGACCAGUUCAAGAAAUCGAGCAACAAACUCUUGGUCGAAAUCUUCGCCGACCAUCCCGGACAAUCUGGCGGCGGCGGCGCCGACAAGGGACGUAAGAAGGGCGGUGGUUUCUCCACCGUGUCCUCCUCCUACAAGGAGCAGUUGAACAACUUGAUGACAACUUUGAGAGCGACUCAGCCUCACUUCGUGCGUUGUAUCAUCCCCAACGAAAUGAAACAGCCCGGAGUCAUCGACUCCCACUUGGUGAUGCAUCAGCUCACCUGUAACGGUGUGCUUGAAGGCAUCCGUAUUUGUCGUAAGGGAUUCCCCAACAGGAUGAACUAUCCUGACUUCAAACUGCGGUACAAGAUCCUGGCGCCUGCUGCCGUCGAUGCCCUUGGCGGAGAUCCGAAGAAGGCCGCUGGAGCUGUCCUGGAAGCCUCAGGCCUCGACCCUGAACAAUACCGCCUUGGACACACCAAGGUAUUCUUCCGAGCCGGAGUGCUGGGUCAAAUGGAAGAAUUCCGUGACGAGCGUCUGAGCAAAAUUGUGUCUUGGAUGCAAGCGUUCAUCCGAGCCUACAUCGCCCGCAAGGACUUCAAGGCCCUCCAGGAACAGCGUCUGGCGCUCCAAGUCGUCCAAAGAAAUCUCCGCAGAUACCUCAAGCUUCGUACCUGGCCGUGGUGGAAACUGUGGUCCAAAGUCCGACCUCUUCUCAACGCUAGUCGCAUCGAGGAUGAGCUGGCUGAACUUCAAGAACGCGCUCGCGCCGCUCAAGAAGCCUUCGAACGGGAAGAAAAAAUGCGCAAGGAGCUCGAAGUUCUCAACAGCAAACUGCUCGCCGAGAAAACCGACCUCCUCAACCAACUCGCCGGAGAAGCUGGAUCCCUCCAGGAGUACCAAGAAAAAUCCGUCAAAUUGGCCGCCCAGAAAAUGGAUCUCGAGUCACAAUUGUCGGACAUCUCCGACAGACUCCAACAAGAGGAAGACGCGCGCAACAAUCUCUUCCAGAACAAAAAGAAAUUGGAACAGGAAGUAUCGGGACUGAAGAAAGACAUCGAGGACCUCGAACUCGCGAUCCAGAAAUCCGAACAAGACAAAUCCUCGAAAGACCACCAAAUCCGCAACCUCAACGACGAAAUCGCCCACCAGGAUGAACUCAUCAACAAACUCAACAAGGAGAAGAAGAACCAGGGCGAAGUCAACCAGAAAACAGCUGAGGAACUUCAAGCCGCCGAAGACAAGGUCAACCACCUGAACAAGGUUAAGGUUAAGCUCGAACACACUCUUGAUGAACUCGAGGACUCCCUCGAGCGCGAGAAGAAACUCCGUGCUGACGUCGAGAAGGGCAAGAGGAAGACGGAAGGAGACCUCAAGCUCACCCAAGAGGCUGUCGCCGAUCUCGAGAGGAACAAGAAGGAACUCGAGCAAACGAUUCAGCGCAAGGACAAGGAACUCUCGUCCCUCACUGCCAAACUCGAAGACGAGCAAUCCCUGGUUGGCAAACUCCAGAAACAGAUCAAGGAACUCCAGGCCCGUAUCGAGGAGCUCGAAGAGGAAGUCGAAGCCGAACGUCAAGCCCGCGCCAAGGCCGAGAAGCAACGCAGCGAUCUUGCCCGCGAGCUCGAGGAAUUGGGCGAGCGUUUGGAGGAAGCUGGCGGUGCCACCUCCGCUCAAAUCGAACUCAACAAGAAGAGAGAAGCCGAACUGAGCAAACUCCGCAGAGAUCUUGAGGAAGCCAACAUCCAACACGAGGCAUCCCUUUCCAGUCUUCGCAAGAAGCACAACGAUGCUGUCGCCGAAAUGGGAGAGCAAAUUGAUACCCUCAACAAACUCAAGGCCCGAAUUGAAAAGGAAAAAGUUCAGUACUUUAGCGAAUUGAACGACCUCCGCGCUUCCGUUGACCACUUGAGCAACGAAAAGGCGGCUCAAGAAAAGAUAGCGAAACAACUGCAGCACCAAUUGAACGAGACCCAAGGAAAGCUGGAGGAGCUGAACCGCACGGUGAACGAUUUCGAUGCCGCGAAGAAGAAACUGUCGAUCGAGAACAGCGACCUGCUCAGGCAGUUGGAAGAGGCUGAGUCGCAGGUGAAUCAAUUGUCGAAGAUCAAGAUAUCGCUGACGACGCAAUUGGAGGACACGAAGAGAUUGGCCGACGAGGAAGGUCGCGAGCGUGCCACUCUCCUCGGCAAGUUCCGCAACCUCGAGCACGACUUGGACAACAUCCGCGAGCAGGUUGAGGAAGAGGCGGAAGGCAAGGCCGACCUGCAGAGGCAGUUGAGCAAAGCGAACGCCGAGGCUCAAUUGUGGCGCACCAAAUACGAAUCCGAGGGCGUUGCGCGUGCCGAAGAGCUCGAGGAGGCUAAACGCAAGCUCCAGGCUCGCUUGGCCGAGGCUGAAGAAACGAUCGAAUCCCUCAACCAGAAAGUCAUCGCUCUUGAAAAAACGAAACAACGACUCGCCACCGAAGUCGAAGACUUGCAAAUCGAAGUCGACAGAGCCACUGCCAUCGCCAAUGCCGCUGAAAAGAAACAGAAGGCCUUUGACAAGAUCAUUGGCGAAUGGAAGCUCAAGGUUGACGACCUCGCUGCCGAACUCGACGCGAGCCAGAAAGAAUGCCGCAACUACAGCACCGAACUCUUCAGGCUCAAGGGUGCCUACGAAGAGAGCCAAGAGCAGCUGGAAGCUGUUCGUCGUGAGAACAAGAACCUCGCUGACGAAGUCAAGGACCUCCUCGACCAGAUCGGCGAAGGUGGCCGCAACAUCCACGAGGUCGAGAAGGCGCGCAAACGCUUGGAAGCUGAAAAGGACGAACUCCAAGCUGCCCUCGAAGAGGCUGAGGCUGCUCUCGAACAGGAAGAGAACAAGGUUCUUCGCAGCCAGUUGGAGCUCAGCCAGGUCAGACAGGAAAUCGACCGACGCAUCCAGGAGAAAGAGGAGGAAUUCGAAAACACGAGAAAGAACCACCAGCGCGCACUCGACUCGAUGCAAGCUUCCCUCGAGGCCGAAGCUAAGGGCAAGGCUGAGGCGCUGCGCAUGAAGAAGAAACUCGAGGCCGACAUCAACGAGCUUGAAAUCGCUCUGGACCACGCCAACAAAGCGAACGCCGAAGCACAGAAGAACAUCAAGAGAUACCAGCAGCAACUCAAGGACGUACAAACCGCUCUUGAGGAGGAGCAACGCGCCCGUGACGAGGCCCGUGAACUUCUUGGAAUUUCGGAACGUCGUGCCAACGCUCUGCAAAACGAACUCGAGGAGAGCCGCACCCUUUUGGAACAAGCGGACCGCGGUCGUCGUCAAGCCGAACAAGAGUUGGCCGAUGCCCACGAACAGCUCAAUGACAUCGCGGCGCAAAACGCUUCGAUCUCUGCCGCCAAGAGGAAAUUGGAAGCUGAGCUUCAAACUCUCCACUCCGAUCUUGACGAGCUUCUCAACGAAGCCAAGAAUUCCGAAGAGAAGGCCAAGAAGGCAAUGGUCGACGCUGCCAGACUCGCGGACGAGCUCAGAGCCGAACAGGACCACGCUCAGACGCAAGAGAAAUUGCGCAAGGCCCUCGAAGCCCAAAUUAAGGAACUCCAGGUACGACUCGACGAGGCGGAAGCCAACGCGCUCAAGGGAGGCAAGAAAGCGAUCCAGAAAUUGGAGCAGCGAGUACGCGAACUCGAGAACGAGUUGGACGGUGAGCAGAGGAGACACGCCGACGCCCAGAAGAACCUCCGCAAAGCCGAGCGUCGUAUCAAGGAGCUUAGUUUCCAGGCUGACGAGGACCGCAAAAACCACGAGCGCAUGCAAGACCUCGUUGACAAAUUGCAACAGAAAAUCAAAACGUACAAGAGACAAAUUGAAGAGGCGGAAGAAAUCGCUGCCCUCAAUCUUGCCAAGUUCCGCAAAGCCCAACAAGAGCUCGAGGAGGCCGAAGAGAGAGCAGAUCUCGCCGAACAAGCCAUCACGAAGUUCCGCACAAAGGGACGUGGAGGAAGCGCUGCGCGUGGUCUCAGCCCAGCGCCCCAGAAGGCUCGCAAGGCGCCCGCCAUGGAGUAACCUUCUGCACUGGUCCAUCCGCACCGACCUGCGUUCAAGCCCCAGUUUGAUGGUUCCGCAUUCCCUCCACGUUUCGACCUCCAGCCAGAAGGUGAAUUUUAAAGAUAAAAAAAUCGAAAGCACCGAAACGCACUUCGAUCAAGUCGAAAGAAUCACCGUUGAGCGAUCCUCGCAACAAAACCGUCGAUUAUUUAUUCAUACGCUCGAUCGUUUGCCCAUUUAUUCAAUGUUACGUUGAAAAAAGAAAAAAAAAUGGGGGUAAAAAAAACCAACAAAAAUUGUUUUUCGACAAACAAACGCCACCACCUUCGUUCAACCGAACGACAAAUAUGGGAACGAAUUUUUAUUUUGUUUUUUUUUUUUCUUUUCAUUGAACGACGAGAAAACACACAUUGACGUUUGUAUAACAAGUGUAGAAUUAAUGCUGGUCGGUCGUAAUGCAUAGAAUUUUAUUAAAACAGCAGAGGAAUCAACGAUUAAGUGAAAUUAAAUGAGAGGAACGAACACUAUAACUCGACGCGGAUACUUAAUACGUUCACUUAAGAACAGCUACCACAAAAACAACGACGAAAACAACAAGAAAGCAUCAUCAUAAAUGUAAAACUGUCAUCAAAUGCUAUCCUAUCCUAUAAAUUAAUUUAAUUUAUAAAAAAAUAAACAAAAAAAAACGAAACAUGUAUUUAUUAAAAUAAAUAAGCAAUAAAUUAA
Venturia canescens is the source of this 6743-nucleotide messenger RNA. RefSeq names its product myosin heavy chain (gene Mhc). The coding region runs from base 192 to 6035 and encodes 1947 amino acids. The record is from RefSeq and is a predicted model, not a curated record. Gene Ontology annotation, cellular component: myosin filament; cytoplasm; myosin II complex. Gene Ontology annotation, biological process: sarcomere organization; muscle contraction. NCBI's taxonomy places the organism in Eukaryota, Metazoa, Arthropoda, Insecta, Hymenoptera, Ichneumonidae. The transcript is spliced from 26 exons. Gene Ontology annotation, molecular function: actin filament binding; ATP binding; microfilament motor activity.